Lottia gigantea (owl limpet) is the source of this 789-nucleotide messenger RNA. RefSeq lists its product as hypothetical. Lineage: Eukaryota; Metazoa; Mollusca; Gastropoda; Lottiidae. The record is from RefSeq and is a predicted model, not a curated record. The transcript has 5 exons. Gene Ontology annotation, molecular function: nucleic acid binding. Bases 1 to 789 code for a protein of 262 amino acids.
AUGGCAUCUGAAAUACCAUCACCACUAAAGAAAUCAAUUCGUGCUGUUCUGUUAUCCAAGUUGGGUGGGGUGUUGGUCAGUCAGUUUGCUAAAGACUACAAAGCUUUAGUCCAGGAACAGCUACCUUUCAAGCGUCUUGGCUUUGAUAAUAUGGAAGAUUUUUUUACUGCCAUGCCUGAUGUCGUGAGAUUAGAAUAUUGCAAAAAAGACAUGGCUUAUCGAGUAUUUGGAAUAGGAGAUCCUGAAACUUACAUGUCAUCAUGGAUAAAAAAAUCCCAGGAUCCUCAAGCAGUCAGUCCCAGGUCAAGAAGAAAAGCAAAUAGAUCAAGAUCUGAAAAGAAACAAGCUAAUACAUCUGGUUCUGUACAUUAUGAUGAUGAUGAUGAUGGUCCUCAAAUAGAUGAUAACAAUCGAUAUUCUGUCAUGUAUCCCAGAAAGAAAACUCCAAACUUUACUGUAGAGGAUGUACAAUUAAAAUUUCAAGAUACAGGUGAUAUUGCUACAGUACAUAUAAUUGAAAGAUGGAUAUUUGUACGAUAUUGGAAGAGAGAGGAAGCCAUUAGAGCUUAUGAUAUGUUUCAUGAAGAACUUGGAGUUAAAUAUCCUACUUCAAAUAAAGUCAAAAAGAACAGUAUGAAUAAGUCUAAUAAUACUAGUAAUAGUGCCCAGAAUGGUGAUAUCAGUUCAUCAUUUGGUGCAUCAUUUGGAACUUCAUUUGGCACAUCAUUUGGUGGAUCAUUCGCGAGGAGAUGUGGAAUCAACAUCCUUUGGUGGUGCUAUAGUCGGUAG